Acytostelium subglobosum LB1 is the source of this 849-nucleotide messenger RNA. RefSeq lists its product as hypothetical. Bases 1 to 849 code for a protein of 282 amino acids. The record is from RefSeq and is a predicted model, not a curated record. NCBI's taxonomy places the organism in Eukaryota, Evosea, Eumycetozoa, Acytosteliales, Acytosteliaceae. Gene Ontology annotation, molecular function: actin filament binding. The transcript is spliced from 4 exons. Gene Ontology annotation, cellular component: actin cortical patch; F-actin capping protein complex. Gene Ontology annotation, biological process: barbed-end actin filament capping; actin cytoskeleton organization.
AUGGCCACCAACGACGAGAUUGUAAAGAUUGCCACCAACUUCCUGUUGAAUGCUCCACCAGGAGAGUUCAACGAGAUUGUUUCAGAUGUCCGCACUCUUCUCCCAAAUGAGUCGAUGCUCAAUGCUUCUGCUCACGAGACCUUCAGAGAGUACAACACCGAGCAAAUGGUGUCUGCUGCCUCACCAAAGGGACACAAGGUGCUGAUCACCAAGAAGGGUGAAGUCAGUCACAGCGAAUACUUGGACCCAAAGGGAAAGCUCGUCCUUACCUACGAUCACAUCAAACAGGUUGUCUCUGGCUCUCGCCCAAUCGCUGGAGAGCUCGACUCUGAUGUGGAGCCAUACAGAGCUGCAUUCGAGGAGGAGGCAUUCAAAUACUGCAACGAAUACUACCCAUCUGGUGUUGUCACCGUGUACAGUGCCAAGGUGUCGGAGGGCUACCAGAUCACUGUGUGUCUGUCCUCAUCCAAGUUCAACCCCAACAACUUCUGGAACGGCAGAUGGAGAUCGACCUGGACCUGCACCUUCAAGUCUGGUGGCAACGUCACACUGAACGCCAAGUUGCAGAUAAACGUCCACUACUACGAGGAUGGCAACGUUCAAUUGAACACCAUCACCAACAAAUCCACAACCUCACCAGGUGGUGAUGCCAACACAACUGCUGUCAACGUCUUCAAGGCCAUCAGCAAAACUGAGCUCAAUGUACACUCUUCUUUGGAUACUGGCUACUCCACAAUGGGAGAUACCACCUUCAAGGCUCUCAGACGUGCUCUUCCAAUCACUAAAUUGAAGAUCAACUGGCAGAAGAUCAAGGGACACAAGAUCGGAGCAGAGCUCUCCCAGAAGUAA